AUGACAGAUCCAGACAAUGAUCUAAUGCAUGCCGGAUUAAGUUUUGGCUUCGUUUUCCUUUUCCUUGGGAUUUUGGUAGGGUUAGUGUGUUGCCUUAUUAAAUGUUAUGAUCAUGAUGAUGAUCAUGAACAUAACAACAACGAUGAGCUUGUCUCUAGCACCAUCACGGUAUGUGUUGGUGUCCAGCCUUUCGUACUCCAAUCAAUCCCUACCGUCGAUUUCAAUUCUAAGGACUUCAAAGAUGUCAUUGAAUGUGUAAUUUGUCUCGGGGAGCUAGUCGACGGAGACAAAGCUAGGGCUUUGCCUAGCUGUGAUCACUUGUUUCACGUUGAAUGUAUCGACUCGUGGCUUAAGUCACAUUCCACUUGCCCUAUAUGUAGAAAGAGAGUUUGUUCCAAGCAACGAGGAACGAGACAGGAACGUGGAGGCGGUGGCAACGAGGGUUUGUCCCAAAAUCACGACCCGAUCACAUCCGAACAUCAUGAGUUACCAACAAAUCCACCUCCCAUGAGCACUGACACGACGAUUAUUGUAGAUGGUGUUUACGGCGGAGAAGACGAAGGUCUACCGGAUGGUCCGGAUCUAACGGAGGUGGUAAUAGACGUCCCGGCGAAAGAGAUGGAAUCAGGCCCAUGUUACUCGUUACGGGCCAAUUGUAUGUGA
This is a messenger RNA of Camelina sativa (false flax), 663 nucleotides long. The record is from RefSeq and is a predicted model, not a curated record. NCBI's taxonomy places the organism in Eukaryota, Viridiplantae, Streptophyta, Magnoliopsida, Brassicales, Brassicaceae.